Trichoplusia ni (cabbage looper) is the source of this 4474-nucleotide messenger RNA. It is a transcript of the gene Cbp80, whose product is annotated as nuclear cap-binding protein subunit 1. Lineage: Eukaryota; Metazoa; Arthropoda; Insecta; Lepidoptera; Noctuidae. Gene Ontology annotation, biological process: mRNA export from nucleus; nuclear-transcribed mRNA catabolic process, nonsense-mediated decay. The coding region runs from base 128 to 2527 and encodes 799 amino acids. The transcript has 10 exons. Gene Ontology annotation, cellular component: nuclear cap binding complex; nucleus. Gene Ontology annotation, molecular function: mRNA binding; protein binding; RNA cap binding. The record is from RefSeq and is a predicted model, not a curated record.
CGUCAAUGUCAUUCGUAUGUCAAUUUCGGUUUCGGUGACUGGUGUUUGUUGGCAUCUUUGAUAAUCUAAUUAAGACCUAUAAUAAUAUAGUGUUUUACUUAUUUGCAGUUUAUUAAAACUUCUGAAAAUGAAUCGUAGGAGGGCUCAUGAUGAAGAAGAAGGUUACGAGCGCCUCAACCGUAAGAGACGUCGUGUGUCGGAGAAUCAAGAGAUUGAGGAUAGGUUGGAAUCUCUGAUAUUAAGAGUUGGCGAGAAAUGUAGCACGAGCUUAGAAAGUAAUUUAGAGGGAUUGGCGAGCGUACUGGAAGCCGAUUUGAGUACGUUUCGCGUCAAAAUAUUACGUAUCCUGACUGACUGUGCUAUGCGUUUACCCGAAAAGUGCACUGUAUACGCUACGUUAGUCGGCCUGUUGAAUGCUAAAAACUAUAACUUUGGUGGCGAAUUUGUUGACUACAUUGUGAAGACAUUCAAGGAAAAUUUGAAGCUUGGGAAAUGGAACCCGGCGAGAUACUGUCUCAGGUUUAUUGCCGACUUAGUGAACUGCCACGUACUGGCGGCUUCCUCCCUGUUGACAUUGCUGGAGACCCUAGUGGACUGUGCUAAUGAGGAUGGGGUGCCUCAAGUAAGAAGAGACUGGUUUGUGUUUGUGGUGCUGUCUACAUUGCCUUGGGUCGGCAGAGAGCUUUAUGAGAAAAAGGAAUCUCAACUGGACCACCUGUUGACUACUAUUGACAUAUUCUUGAACAAGCGAAGUAAGAAACAUUGGCCAGCCCUUAAAGUAUGGUCUGCUGAUACUCCUCACCUGCAGGAAGAGUAUCUGGACUGUCUAUGGGCACAGAUUAAAAAGUUGAAGCAGGAUAAUUGGUCUGAGAAGCAUAUUCCAAGGCCAUACCUAGCAUUUGAUUCUAUACUUUGUGAAGCACUGCAACACACACUCCCUGCUAUCCAGCCACCACCCCACAAUGACACUGACACAUACCCCAUGCCAAGGGUUAUAUUCCGUAUGUUUGACUACACGGACUGUCCCGAUGGGCCUGUCCUGCCAGGAGCACAUUCAAUUGAAAGAUUCCUUAUUGAGGAACAUCUACAGAAUAUUCUAGAAGCACAUCAUACAGAACGAAAGGAAUGUGCUGCACAAUUACUUUGCUUUCCAUACAAAGCAAAGAUUCCUCUUGAGUAUUGUAUUGUAGAAAUAAUAUUUGCGGAGUUAUUCAACCUGCCGAGGCCGAAACAUUUGGAGAUAUGCUACGGUUCUAUAUUGAUAGAGUUGUGCAAGCUCCAGCCUUCGACAAUGCCACAAGUGUUGGCGCAAGCUACGGAGAUAUUGUUUAUGAGGAUUGAUACUAUGAAUGUUGCAUGUUUUGAUAGGUUUGUGAAUUGGUUUUCCUACCAUCUUAGUAACUUCCAAUACCGCUGGUCUUGGGACGACUGGGAGGUGUGCACUCAAUUAGACAUUGAUCAUCCCAAGCCAAGGUUCAUUAGAGAAGUACUUGGGAAAUGUCUCAGAUUGUCAUAUCAUCAAAGAAUAAAAGACAUGGUUCCAGAGUCAUUUGCAGCCUUUGUACCAUUAAAACCAGAACCAAUCUACAAAUAUUCCAUGGAAGGAGCAGCAUCCCUACCUGGGACCGAAGCUGCUCACCAGCUAGUAAUCUGCGUCCGCAACAAAUGUACCCCUGAAGAAGCACUGAAUGUACUACGAGAACUUCCUAACCCGCUCCGGGAGGGCGAGCAGUCGGCCGCGGCGCAGGCGGCGCCCUACAACCCGCUGAAGAUCGAUGUCUUCGUGCAAACACUACUGAAUCUCGGCAGCAAGAGUAUAUCGCACAGUUUUGCUGCUAUCUCCAAGUUCCAUUAUGUUUUUAAGAUCCUAGCAGAGUCUGAAGAAGCUCAGAUCUGCAUUCUCCGCAACGUAUGGGAACUUUGGCAGCGACACCCGCAGAUGGUGUGCGUCCUCGUCGACAAGAUGCUUAAAACUCAGAUAGUUGAAUGUAACGCCGUGGCCACCUGGCUCUUCUCCAAGGAAAUGGCGUCGUUCUUCACGCACAACUACCUCUGGGAGAUACUGCAUCUGACUAUCGAUAAGAUGAACAAACACGUCUCCAAAUUGAGCGGCGAACUGCAGCAGGCAAGAGAAGCGUUAGCCAGGGCCGACUCCAGCAGUUCAGAUUCAGAAGACGAGAACAGCACCAAAAAGAAGAAAGACCAAGACAAGCCUACGGAAGAGGCCGUGGAGCGCAUGGAGGAGCGGCUGGAGGCGGCCCACAUGGACCAGAAGCGCCUGUUCCUCAUCGUGUUCCAGCGCUUCAUCAUGAUCCUGUCGGAGCACCUCGUGCGCUGCGACACGGACGCGCGCGACCCCGACACGCACUGGUACCGGAGUACCGUGGGCAGGCUCAGCCAGGUCUUCCUUAUUCACCACGAACAAGUCCAGAAGUACAGCAGUACACUAGAGACCCUCCUGUUCACUCAGGACCUGGACCCGCACAUCCUGGACGUGUUCCAUCAGUUCCACGCGCUCACCGCUUAGGAUAACUAGUUUAAGUAUAGAGUACUGUUUAGUACAGAUAAUGUACUGAUUGGUGACGUGUAAUUAUAGGGAGGCGAAGUUAGAGUAAGUUUAUGACGAAGUUUUGUACGCCAGUAGGCUUUGGAAAGCGUGUGUUCUGCCAAACGUGUUACUACCUAGGAGCGUUGAUGUGUACGCGAGUGAUGUUUUAUGUAGAGCGCUUUAAAACUAUAGUCCAUUUGUAGGUACUUAAUUUUUUUUUUUUUUAUUAAAAUUAGUUUAUAAAUAAAACCAACGUAAAAGAAUAAUUUAAAUUACCAAGUCAAAUAAAGGAAUAUUUCUGUUGUUUAACUUUUCAUGUUUUUGAACAAAAAGACACAAGUUUUUUACAAGUUUUAAGUACCAGAACCAAUGGUGUAAAGACGUUUUUUUAUGUAAAUUUUACCUCGUCUUGAUGUUAUCCCGACCUACCGUAAGUGGAUCGUGACAGGAUCGAUAUCAGCCAUAUAACAAAGUAAAUUUCCAACUUCACGGACGUAAAACAAUAUUAGAAAAUCGCUCAAAAUAAUGUGUGGAAGUACCAAGUCUAAGUCACAUAAGGACGUAGUCACAUAUAGACGGAUUUUUUAUAAAAAGAAGUUCUUAAUGCAGCCGAUAUUAUUUUUCCUCUCGUCGCUUCGCCUUCUUUAUAAUUAUAUUGAUAAGUCCCCAAAUGACGAAGGUAUUGUUUAAUAUAAGUUAGGUGUGAUUAAUAUUUAUGAACUUGAUACAAAGUAAAGGUGCGUUUAUAUAGUAUAUGUGAUAAGUGUUGCGUGGUUUAAGAAUAAUUACCGUUUUUGUUUCUGAGGGUAGCAUAUUUUAUCACUGAACAAGAUUUUAUAUGACGCAUAAUGCCCUCUGUUAUUGGUUUUACAGAAAUCAACCUUAUUUGUUUGUUUAAAUAAGGUUUAGUUAGAUAAUCUUGUAGUAUACUAGAAUGUCUUACAACGUACUGCCAAUUUAUACAAGAGUCCUAUGUCUCGCACCAAGUAUAAUGCCUGGCACCGAUCAAAACCAUACAAAAAAUAAUAUUUACAAAUGAGAUCCUAACUCUUAAUGUCUGAAAGUGAUGUAUUGUUGCCCAGUAAAAAAAAAAACUAAGUAAUUGAUUACAAAUCGUAAAUUUUAAUGUAACACCAAAAAAACACUGUACGAUAGUGCAUAUACAAUAGAAAUUAGUUCAAGAGCAAGCAAAACGACAAACAUUGUUUGCCAUUUGUCAGCAAAAAAUGUUUGUCGUCUGUUGUCUGCAAAACCACGUUUUCGUCGCACCUAACUGACACAUUUUACUGCAAGCAAGACAUGCAUAUAACUGUGUGUAAAAAACAACUUUGCCUUAAAAAGUCACUCUUAAGUAUCAAACUGUCUCCGUCACUGUCAAUGUAGAGACAAAUAGUACUGACUAAACUACUGUUCUUGAACACGGCCGGCAAUGUCUUAGCUGUUAAGGUAGAUAAAAUUACAUAACUCAAAUAAACUAAAUUGCUGAUAAAUUUUAUACAUUUAGUUAGUUCCGCCCUAGCAUUGUUUAGACUAUUUUAUUACAUUGUAAUACAUAAAUAGAUAAAUACCAUUUGUCAUAACUCCUAUUAUGUUAUUUUGUUUGUACUAGUACCGUAACAUAUGUAACUCGAGAUGUAAAACUAAUAUUUUUAUGCUGUUAAGUAUCGAGUUUAGCAGAAUUGAAUGAAUGAAACUUUGACUAAGAAUAAUUCUAUCAUUAUUUUAAGAAUAUACAAACAGUGGAAGAGUAUAAUUGUUAAGUCGAAUGAAAAUGCUAAUAUUGCGUUUUCAUAGCAAAAUAAACUAUUUUAAUUCUGUUCUAGUUUUAAUAUGUGAACGCUCGCUUCGUAACAAACAUAUAGACGUUGCCCAGUUAUGUAUGUAUGAAUUUAAGCUUCAUGUAAAUAAAGCUUGGUUAAGUUCUAA